Molecule: messenger RNA, 2493 nt
Organism: Haliotis rufescens (red abalone)
Lineage: Eukaryota; Metazoa; Mollusca; Gastropoda; Lepetellida; Haliotidae
Exons: 2
Coding region: 102-2330 (742 amino acids)
Source: RefSeq, a predicted model, not a curated record
AUUACUUACGUCGACAGGGCCGCGCGGUCUUCGCGCCUACAGUAUCAAGUAUUACUCACAGUACAGAAUCUAGAGAUACCACAGCCAGUGCAAAAGUAUCGAUGGACAAUACACACACGGACAUGAACUCCUUGCCACAAGUCAUGGUCAAUGACCAGCUUUGUCCUAUUGAUGUCAGAACAAACUCCAUUAUUGUUCCCAUGCGUAUACCUCUAGAAUCCAUCACACUGCCCAGCCCCCAGCAGCCAACAGUCAAUCCACGCUAUCUAUCUGACCAGCCUGUCUACCAGCUACCCUGGUCCAAGAAGCCCCAGAAGGCGGCAGGCAAGGACAAGAAGAAGAGGGAGAUGAAUCCGUUCCGGCUGUUUGAACCCUCUCAGCCCGCCAGGCCCAGGACCUGUCGAGGCAGCCGAAAAGCCACUGGGAUGAAUCAGACGUUCAGCCCCAGGGUACAUGUCGCAUCGCCUAUGGGAAUGAUGAAGCCACUUCAGAUAGAUGAUACCAUAGCUUCUGUUCCACCAUCCGUAGCGACACGCAUUACUAACCCGGUAAAAACUGUAUACCCAGGAGGGAGGAGUUUCCGGAGGCUAAAACCUUACCUAAAGCCAGUUCCGUUCACCACACACAGACUGCCAGCGGAACAACCAAUAACCUCUCACCAGGGACACCAGGUAGUUAGGCCAAGUCCGACAAUCAUCUAUAAUCAGAUUCCAAGGAGCGUCAGAGAACCAGCAAUUCUGCAUACAAGUUCGACAGUACCGACCUUUGUACCAGUAAACCAACAUGGGGCGGCCAACCGAUUCUUAGAAUACCGAAAUCAGGCCGCAGUCUAUCACCCCAUCCAAACGCACUUCCAGGAACCGGCAAUGAUGGAGGACAAUAAAAACGCGUUUUCUGUACAGUCUGGCUACGGCUCCGAGAAGUUUAGAUUUGAGAAGCAUCUUCUCCCCAUCAAAGUGCCGCCAUACUGUCAUGGAAUCACGACUGGGGUAGACGGAUCUGUCCUGUACGUUCCUCCGGUAACCACUCCACAACCACCACCCAGCACCAUUGGUCAGCGAUGGAAGGGUGUGGCUCCACGCGUUUACCCUUCUGCUAAGUGGGAGUGUGUGGCUCCACGUGUCUACCCUUCUGCUGAGUGGGAGCGUGUGGCUCCACCGGUCUACCCUACUACUACGCGGGAGCGCGUGGCUCCAACCAGCUACCCUUCAAAUCAGUGGGAUGCUGUGGCUCCACCGGUCUACCCUUCUACUGUGCGGGAGCGCGUGGCUCCACCCAAAUACCCUUCAAGUCAGUGGGAGCACGUGGCUCCACCGGUCUACCCUACUACUACGCGGGAGCGCGUGGCUCCACCCAGCUACCCUUCAAUUGAGUGGGAGCUCUUGGCUCCACCGGUCUUUCCUUCUACUACGCGGGAGCGCGUGGCUCCACCCAGCUACCCUUCAAAUCAGUGGGAGCACGUGGCUCCACCGGUCUUUCCUUCUACUACGCGGGAGCGCGUGGCUCCACCCAGCUACCCUUCAAUUGAGUGGGAGCUCUUGGCUCCACAGGUCUACCCUUCUACUACGCGGGAGCAUGUGGCUCCACCCAGCUACCUUUCUAAUGAGUGGGAGCAUGUGGCUCCACCCAUCUCUUCUUCUACUGAGUGGGAAGGUGUGCCUCCCCUUACCUACGCCUCUGUAGUGCGACCUGUGUCAGAUGGAAUAACUCAGCAGACAUCGGAAAACAUGUAUGGUAAGAACCAACUUCACCAUGGAGUCUCCGCAUUCAGAAAGGAGACAUUUGCAAGCUCUCCAGAUUCCUCUCGUUCUGUCCCAAGUCCUGACCUUGACAGGUGUCCAAGUGACCUUGACCUACCCCAGGCCACAUCGAUGGCUCUGAUUGUAGUUGCCAUUGGUGACGGAGCCUUCUUCGAAGACAACAUGUUUCUGGAUGAGUACCGAUCAGUGAGAUACGCCCUGGAUUCAAUUGUGGGAGAGUCUCGACUUAUGGAAGCAUGUCCUGUAAGUGAGGAGGAUGUUGGUGAGGAUGACGUCGAGGACGUUGACGACGAUACAGCAUCGCUGUCAGAAUCGAGUGUCGACAGUGAUGCGGAUGGAGAUUCAGAUAACCGCUCUGAUGCGUGUUGCAGAAGCAGGCUGGGGUAUCGUAAUGUAGUUCGAUCGCUGAGGUGGGUAAAGGGGAAGAUGCACGACCCUGUCGGUUUUGGAAGGAAGUGUAGCCGAGGCACCCCCGGGGAGUUAGGUGAGGGAGCUGCCCUCACUGCCAACCACACAGUGGAUUAUAUACUAGGACUCGACUGCCCACUGCCGCUGUGCGUGGAACCCUGAUUUCAGGACAAACCUUCUUGAAACUGAAGAACAUGUAACGAAAUUGGUCAUUGGCUACUGUUACGCAUAUGAUAGUUUACCAUUUCUUGUGAUGCUACCAAUUCUAUGUGUGUAGUGGACAUGUUGAGAAUAAUGAACUUUUAAUAAAGGUAAUUUUUUGAAA